This is a messenger RNA of Colletotrichum lupini, 516 nucleotides long. RefSeq lists its product as uncharacterized. The coding region runs from base 1 to 516 and encodes 171 amino acids. The record is from RefSeq and is a predicted model, not a curated record. Lineage: Eukaryota; Fungi; Ascomycota; Sordariomycetes; Glomerellales; Glomerellaceae. The transcript is spliced from 5 exons.
AUGCAGUUCAUAUUCAAGAACCAGACCAUGAGAACCCUCGUCCAACGUGCGGGCAUGGCCCCGCUACUACCAACAGCAGCACGACGUCAAUUCACGGCUGCAAUUAGUCGCCAACGAGCCCACCCUUCACACGUAGAAGAAUCAUUUUAUCCCGUUCCCAAGUCGUCCAGUCCCGUUGCCGAGUCAUCACAUGGGCACUCAUGUGAUGAUGUACUCCUCUCCUUGAGGGAGGAGACGAAAAGAGACCACCAAGCAAUAAUGCGGGCCGUGGCCACGCCUUGGACUCCUCUUGUCGGUAUACAAGUUGAUAUGCACGUCAGCAGAGCGGGUGUUGCGGCCGUUGAUGGGCAGAGCUUGAUUGGUCUAAAGACCGCGUUCCGAGAGGUUGAGGGUGUAGAUGAGUCCCGCCUAUUGGGGAGCUGGGGGCGCACAUCAUGGUCCGAGAAGAACUUCCAGGUUGCAGCAAUACGGGAAAGCGAUACAUCCAGCGUCACGCAUCAGCUACUACAACAAUGA